CGAACGUUCCCCGCAAUGGUCUCACGCAACUUAAUUUCGUCUGGAGUCUGCAUUGUCGACAUGAAGCCCUUCUCGACUGGGCAGCGCACCCCAGUCGCGAAAGCAGCGCCGCCGCCGCCACACCCAUCCUGCGCUCAACUCUGAUCACCUUCCGAUCACCUAUUUUGGGUCACCAGGGUCUUCUCGACCGAUCUAUGAAGACCUCCCGCGAACGGCGCGGUCGCAGAUUGCGCGCAGCUUCCCAGCGCAGGCGCCUCCCACCCCGCACACGCAGAUGGGUUCCCUCUUCUCUAUGGCGCAGAUUGCACGGCUGGCUGCGCGCUCUUCGAGUUCUGUUCACACUCCUGGUAUAUCCUCCGGGUCCGCCGACGUGUGCAGGCUACGAAGUCGUUAGGUCCGAAGGACGACGUCAUGACCUUUCCUCGGACGCCCUCGAUCACCUCUCGCGCUCAAUGAUGUUCCCCUCGGGCUCGACGAAGUUCGGAAUUCGGAUAGUAAUUUUCGUCUCUAAUCCCUCGAGGUCGCGAAGUUCUUCUAUCUCGUCGCCUCCGAGCCACGCGAAACUGGUGCGCAGGAUGGAUGACAUCGAUGUUGGAGUCCGCUCGAGGCGCACUUCGUCAUCCUGCCUCUUCCCCCGAGUGCAACGCAAGCUCGUCCGAAUCUGGUGGCUCCUUCCUCCUUCGAUGGGAACGUGCUCGCUUGCGGCGAAGAUGGAGAAGCAUCGAAGUCGGAGACGGAUAUAAGCGCGUCCCGAGCCGAGCGCGACAAUAUCCUGCUUCGCGUUGUUCUUUCUGACAAAAGGCCGCCGGGCGCCAAAGCGCUGACUUCACCUCGAUCUGCGAGAGGUGACCUCAUCUGAGCCUGCUCAUCCUGCUCCUCGAGCCCCUCGACACUGUGCUCCUGACCUCGCCGGUGUG
This is a messenger RNA of Schizophyllum commune H4-8, 917 nucleotides long. RefSeq lists its product as uncharacterized. The transcript has a single exon. NCBI's taxonomy places the organism in Eukaryota, Fungi, Basidiomycota, Agaricomycetes, Agaricales, Schizophyllaceae. The coding region runs from base 195 to 743 and encodes 182 amino acids. The record is from RefSeq and is a predicted model, not a curated record.